AUGGCACUCUGUUUGCGAAAGCCUCCACUUGCCGGCGCAAUCAGUGCUAGUGCCGGCGACUGUGCGGUUCACCAAACGCGGGGAACCGAGAACCUUCUUGGCCGCACAUGGCACAAACCGUCGGCGCCAUCUCGUUUCAGCAAGCACCGGGAGCAUCUGACCCUUCGCUCCUCUCCUUGCGGAAAGUGGCAUUUCGAUAAGCAAGAGCACCAAACCCGAGAUCCGGCCAUGCACGAUGAUUAUAUUAACUUCCACCCCUCUCUCCUAGCUGCGAUGUCCCUCGAGUCUGCACUCACCGGUACCUCCAAGACUGCCGAAGACACAAAGACAUGGGGCAGGACACAAACUUCCCGAAACGAACAGGAUUCUGGCUCGCUUCAAUGA
Microdochium trichocladiopsis is the source of this 384-nucleotide messenger RNA. RefSeq lists its product as uncharacterized. Bases 1 to 384 code for a protein of 127 amino acids. The record is from RefSeq and is a predicted model, not a curated record. Lineage: Eukaryota; Fungi; Ascomycota; Sordariomycetes; Xylariales; Microdochiaceae. The transcript has 3 exons.